This is a messenger RNA of Rhopalosiphum padi (bird cherry-oat aphid), 2951 nucleotides long. RefSeq names its product zinc finger protein 624-like. The transcript has 3 exons. The record is from RefSeq and is a predicted model, not a curated record. Gene Ontology annotation, cellular component: nucleus. Gene Ontology annotation, molecular function: RNA polymerase II transcription regulatory region sequence-specific DNA binding; DNA-binding transcription factor activity, RNA polymerase II-specific. Gene Ontology annotation, biological process: regulation of transcription by RNA polymerase II. Lineage: Eukaryota; Metazoa; Arthropoda; Insecta; Hemiptera; Aphididae. The coding region runs from base 69 to 1763 and encodes 564 amino acids.
UUUUACCGGGCACGUGGUUUUGAAUAUCACCAUAGGACGCCGAAGUUUCAUUAAAAUAAAACCCAGAAAUGAAUAUUUCUGAUGAAGAAACAAAUUAUGUGAACCAGUGCACAAGUACAGUUAAAAUUGAAAGAGAUGAACUUAACGGUUAUAUGUUUGAAAGUAUAAUAGAAAUAAAUGACACCCAAUUAAUAGAAAAAAAUGUUCAUUGUGCCAAUCCAAUAGUAAAUUUUAAUGAUGAUUGUCCUACUAUUGAUGAUGAUUGUUCAACUGUUAGUGAACAGUUACACAAUGAAAAAAAUCAAUACCAGUGUAAUAUAUUUAAUAAGGAACUUCAUGACAAAUACAACUUAGAAGUUCACAAAUCAUUUCAUGCAAAUAUCAAGAAAUUUGAAUGUACUACUUGUGGUGUGCAAUUUUUGGAUUUAGGUGAUCUUAAAAGUCAUUUGAUAUCUCAUAUAGACCAUAAUAUACAAUUGAUUGAAAAUCAAUUUGUCCAACAAGAACGUAAUAGAAUUGAUGUUGAUGAAUGUAAUAGUAAUUUAUGUAAUAAUAGUACCACACUUGAAGGAUUAAAGAAAAGUUAUUACGACAGUGGAGUUCCUAUUCAAAAUGGAAUAAUUAUCAAAAUUUCAUUGGGGUGUUCAGUUGUUCAAAUUGAACAACCAAAUAUUGAAAAUCUUUUAUUAACUAAAGUUUAUAGUAUUGAUUCAAGAAAUAAUGUUGAUUCAGAUUUAAAUGUUGUAAAUGCAGUUAAUUCUGUUGUUCCAGUACAUCAUGAAUCUGUUAAUGUGGCUGAAUCAUUUAAUGCAAGUUCAGGUAAUUCAAAAGAAUAUAAAAAUGAUAAAGUUUAUGAAUGCUCAAAAUGCAGUAGAUUAUUUUAUGAUCGUUCAAGUAUUAUAGAUCAUCUAAACCCUAAUACAUAUCAUUGUACCAACUGUUGUAAGUACAUUGGUAUUUUGUCUUCGAAAUACCCUGUUAGGCUUAAACCAAGAUCACCAGUAUAUUUUGAAUGUGAUGAAUGUUACAAUGAGUUUUAUACACUCAAGAGCUUUUGUAAAUAUACAAGUACACAAAGUAAAACAAAAAAAGACAGGCCAUACAAGUGUGGUGUUUGUCUAAAAACACAUAUAAAUUGUUAUCACUUUGCUGCUCAUCAACGAUUACAUAAAGGUGAGAGACCAUACCGGUGUUAUGUUUGUAAUAAACUUUUUCAUGCCAGGUUUAAUUUAGAAGCUCACUUGUUUUCGCAUCAAAACAUCAAGAGAUUUGAGUGCUCUUUGUGCUCAAAAAUGUUCUUUAAAUUAAAGUAUCUCAACAUUCAUACAAGGUCUCAUCAUUCUUUCAAAAAUAAAUGCAACAUAUGUGAUGAAGAAUUUGAAUCAUUGAAUUCUUUGCAAAUGCAUCAGGAUGUCCAUUUUAAAUACAAACCUCAUACAUGUAUUAAAUGUGGCAAAUCAUUUUCAAAACUUCAAUCUUUUGCACAGCAUUUGAAAAAGCACAGGGGUUUAAAACCGUACAAAUGUGCUGUGUGUUAUAAAAGUUUUAAAACUUAUUUUGGUUUUAUAUGUCAUAAAAGAGAAUCUAAUGGAGAAAAGCCUUACAUGUGUAAUAUUUGUGAAGAUGAAUUUACUCAAUUAAUCGAUUUUAAAAAACAUAAGAAAACACAUUAUGAUAAUAAAAUGUUUGAAUGCGACAAAUGCCAUAAAAACUUUGUCAGUAAACCUAGUAUCAGAGUACAUUUAAAAACACACAAAGAAUGAAAAGAACAUACAUGUAAAGUAUGUAAUAAAAAAUUUGCAAAUAAACAUAAUUUAUAUGCACAUGAAAAAAUUCAUAAAGAUUUUAAACAAUAUAUUUGUAACAUAUGUAAAAAGCAUUUUAUUUCUCGUCGUAAUUUUACUUAUCAUUUAAAUCAACACACAGGUGUCAGGCCAAACCAGUGUAAAUUCGAGUUACCCAACGUAUUCAUCAGUUCAAUCUCUAAAUAGACACAAAAAAGAAUAAAGAUAAUCACAUGUGAUAUUUGUAAUAAAUCUUAUAGUAACCCUAAAGAACUCAAGGUUCACAAGACUACACAUGAAAAAUCUACAUGGAAGCAAUAUGUAUGCCAAUUAUGUGACAAAGCAUUUAGCAAACUUGUAUUAUUGAGAAAUCAUGAUUUAACUCAUCUGGAUUAAAAACCAUACAAUUGUGACAUUUGUCCAAAGUCUAUUACAAGUCGAACUGCUCUAACGGUUCAUAAAAGACAGCAUACUGGUGAAGGACCAUACAAAUGCAAAUCAUGUACUAAGUCAUACCCACAAAUAUGUUCAUUAGCUCGACACGAAGUUAGUGUACACAAAUAAAUAUUUUAAGAUGUUCAUUACUCAAUUUAAAGUUCAAGCAUUAAACAUAAAUGAGUCAAAUGGAUUCUUCACAACAUACAAUUGUCUAAGUUAUGUGUUGGUGCAACGGAGAUAAUGCACAAGGGUAUGAUAUCCUCUUAAGUUAGAACUUUUAUACUUAUUUAGAGCUAAUUUUUGUCGAAUUUAUAUAACAGCAAAUAUUAUUUGAGCACUACUUAAAAGAAAUCAAAUGCUUUUGAGUUACAUAUUAAAUAUUUAUACUGUAGUAUGAGUAGUGGGUACAAGUAUUAAGCCACUUGACUACUUGAGUUACAAAAGGUUAAACAAUUGUAAAACUAAUUUCUUUGUGGUUAUACAUAGAAAAAAAAUGUAUAAUACCUAAAUUGAAAUUGAUUUAACGUAAUCCAAUAUAAUUUUUUUUUUUUUUAGAAUAUUUGUUUGUGAAAUAAAUUUUUAUUUAUUUAAUUGUUAAUAUUAUAUUAAUUUAGCUGUACAUUAAAAAAAAAAAAAACUUAUAUUGUAUUAUAUUAUGUAAGCAUAAUAAUGUAAAAUUGAACUAUUUUGAUUUUGUAAUGCAUAAGUACAGUAGAACUCCGAUUAUCC